Molecule: messenger RNA, 1175 nt
Organism: Amaranthus tricolor (Joseph's coat)
Lineage: Eukaryota; Viridiplantae; Streptophyta; Magnoliopsida; Caryophyllales; Amaranthaceae
Product: tetraspanin-19-like
Exons: 5
Coding region: 205-921 (238 amino acids)
Cellular component (GO): membrane
Source: RefSeq, a predicted model, not a curated record
GUGCUUAACAAAAAUAAAGUAUACCAAUCAUGACUAAACUUUGGUACUAAAACAUUAUAUAACAUACAUAACAUAUUCAAGAUGAUCUUCCAAAUUUACACCACAUUGCAUUGCAAAAUAUUUUAAACCACUAUUGAAUAUAUUUUCGAUAAUUUAUGUAAGUGUCUUUUUUACUCGAUUACAUUAUAGAAAACAUUACUUAUCAUGGAUAGACGAGCUUCUAAAGGAUCAUGUGUUGCUGUAACACUUAAGCUGACAAACUCCAUUAUGACUAUUACUGCAAUCGCGACUUUUAUCUAUUCUGCAUGGAUUGUUGCUGUUAGCCUUCGAGAUAAUCAAACUGUUACACUUUCAUGGUUUCUAUGGGCAUGUAUCGGUACAGGAGGCAUAUUUGGUUUCGUAGCAUUUAUAGGCAAUGCUGGAGCAACUACGAGACUCCAUUGCUUACUAUCUUCAUAUAUUUUCUUUUUGUUCUUGCUGAUUUGCUUGGAAGGUUUACUUACAGCUGAUAUAUGUCUAAACAAAGACUGGUAUAAGGAUUUCCCUCCAGAUCCUACCGGAAGGUUUGAUGCAUUCGUGAGAUUUGUUGAUUCUAAGAAGGAAAAUUUCAGAAAACUAGGCUAUUUUAUAGCUUCAUCUCAGGUAAUUUCAUUCUUGCUAGCCUUGGUGUUGAGAUCAUCUCGACCCCCUAAACCGCGCCUAGACUUUGAAGACGAAGAAGUUAUAAUAACCAAACUUCCUUUGUUAAACCCUGAAAAUCAUUACUCUGGACUUCCUCCAUAUGCUGUAGGUCAACCUUAUCCACACUACUAUUAUGCGGCUGCAUCCUACGCUCGAACACUUGGUUAUCCCGAUAGAGAUGAGACCAAUAAAGGCAAAAACAUGGCUGUCACGACGAAAACGAUGCCUAGGGACUAUUAGAAGAAGUACUACUACAUGUAUGAAAUGCACAUUGUAAUAUUUUCUAUCAGGAUAUUUUUCAUUUAGUAUUCCAAUAUGAGAUUUUAGCUUCAUAUGUAUUAUAGGCUAUUAUAAUAUACUCUUUUCGAGUUUUCGUCUCAUUCAGUUUGUAAGAUAAAUGUAGCUAAUUUAAUGAGACAUAAGGAGUAUAUGACGCCUUGGAUAUAUUGUGACAUAAAGAUAUAUGCUCUCUCCUCUCUUGAUGUUUGAGGAAA